Molecule: messenger RNA, 3037 nt
Organism: Cokeromyces recurvatus
Lineage: Eukaryota; Fungi; Mucoromycota; Mucoromycetes; Mucorales; Mucoraceae
Exons: 13
Coding region: 32-2947 (971 amino acids)
Biological process (GO): rRNA catabolic process
Cellular component (GO): cytoplasmic exosome (RNase complex); nuclear exosome (RNase complex)
Molecular function (GO): endonuclease activity; RNA binding; 3'-5'-RNA exonuclease activity
Source: RefSeq, a predicted model, not a curated record
AUCUUACAGAUCUUUUUUGUGUUGAGAAUAAAUGCUUCGUUCAAAAUCAUUUGUAAAGCGUACACGUAAAGGAAACGUUGUUAAAGUUGUGAAAGAACAUUACCUUCGUGAUGAUAUCCCUUGUUCAUCGAUAGCUUGUAAUAAUUGCAACAAAACAUCACCUCCUAUAUUAUCCGACGAGCCUAAAUCGACUACGAAAUUUAAGCCUCAUUAUCUUAUUCCUGAUACCAAUGUUUUCAUUAGUCAACUUGAUAUCAUGGAGCAUCCUGCCAUUAAGGAUGUUAUUGUUCUACAAACAGUUAAAGAAGAAGUACGUCAUUUGAGUCUUCCUGUUUACAAUAGAUUAAAUGCUAUUUUAGCUGAUAAGAAUAAGCGAUUUUACAUGUUUGCUAAUGAACAUCAACGUGAUACUUUUAUUGAAAAAUUAAAAGGAGAAACUCCUAAUGAUAGAAAUGAUAGAGCUAUUCGUGUGUCUACUAAAUGGUAUGCGGAUCAUUUAAAGUCAGUUGGAUCAAGCAUUGAUGUGAUCAUGUUGACAGAUGAUCGUGGUAACAGAGAAAAGGCUGCUGCUAUGGGUCUUAAGUCCAGUUCAGUUGCUGAUUAUGUUGAAAGUAUGAAGGAUACACCUGAAUUAAUGGACAUGUUAUCAGCUCCUAAAGCAGCUCAGUCAGGCGAAAGUAUCGUUUAUGAAGAACACAUGUCACCCGCAUUGAUUCAAAAUGGUAUUAAAAAAGGCACUCUUAUUCAAGCCAACUUUAAUAUCAGUACACAUAAUGUACAUGAGGCCACUGUUGUGGGUGAAGUAGAAGGAGAAACGAAAACCAUUUAUAUUUUAGGUCGUAAAAAUUUCAAUCGAGCUAUUCAGGGUGAUGUUGUUGCUGUUCAACUCUUACCAAAAAGUGAAUGGAAACGAGGUGCCUCAAUAGCUGUUGAAGAAGAAGAUGAUGAAGAAGAGAAAUUGUUUGGUGAAGAAGAUGAAGAUACUAAAAUGACAGAUCUAAAUGAAGAUACAAGUGAGGCUGAGCCUACAGCUAAAGUUGUAGGCAUUAUUCGAAAGAAAUGGAGACCUUACUGUGGUUUUAUUGUUAAAAAGACAGUACCCUCUGAAACAAUCGCUAACAGGACAGUUAGUGUACUCUUUCGUGCUAUGGAUAAACGUAUCCCACCUAUUCGAAUUAGAACAUCACAAGCAAGUACUUUGGUUGGUAAACGUAUCGUCGUUUCUAUUGAUAGUUGGCCAACUACUUCAUCAUUCCCUAUGGGCCAUUUUGUGAAAACAUUAGGCUCUUCUGGUGAUAGAGAAACAGAAACAGAAGUUUUACUAUUGGAGCAUGAUGUACCUUAUCAGGAAUUCUCAAAGAGUGUACUAGCUGAUUUACCAGUAGAAGGUGAUGAAUGGAUUGUUCAAGAAAAACAUCUCAAGGAUGAAAAUCGACGUGAUUUUAGAAAUUUGGAUAUUUGCAGUAUUGAUCCACCUGGAUGUACAGAUAUUGAUGAUGCACUUCAUGCACGACUUCUUCCUAAUGGAAAUUGGGAAGUAGGUGUUCAUAUUGCCGAUGUUACUUACUUUGUUAAGCCUGGUAUGGCUAUGGAUAAAGAAGCUGCUAAUCGAGGUACAUCUGUUUAUUUAGUAGAUAAACGUAUUGAUAUGUUACCAUCACUUUUGGGUACCAACUUAUGUUCAUUACGAUCAAAUGUAGAUCGUCUAGCAUUUUCUUGUAUUUGGGAAAUGACAGAGGAUGCAGAAAUAGUCAAUACUGAAUUUACAAAAAGUGUUAUUCGUUCCAAACAUUCAUUCACCUACGAUGAAGCACAAACCCGUAUUGAUGAUGAACGUAUGCAAGACAGUGUUACAAAGGGUAUUCGUACUUUGAACAAGUUUGCAAAAAUUUUCCGAAAGAAACGUAUGGAUAAUGGUGCCUUAACUCUUUCAUCUCCUGAAGUCCGCUUCAACCUUGAAAAUGAUUCACAAGACCCCGUAGAUGUUGAAAUGAAAGAACUUAAAGAAACCAAUGCUCUUGUCGAAGAAUUCAUGCUAUUAGCCAAUAUUUCAGUGGCGAAAAAGAUUUAUAGUAAAUUCCCCAGUUCUGCCAUGUUACGUAAACAUCAAGCACCACCUUCAAAUAACUUUGAUACAUUACGUAAAGUGCUGGCUGAAAAGGGAUUAAUUUUGAAUAUUGAAUCAUCUAAGGCUUUAGCAGAUUCUUUAGAUGAAGCUGUGAUACCUGGUGAUCCUUAUUUUAAUAAAUUGGUUCGUAUCAUGACCACACGUUGUAUGAUGCAAGCUCAAUAUUUUUGUUCAGGUACAGAGGCUGAAUCCGAUUUUAAACAUUAUGGUUUAGCAAGUCCAAUUUAUACACAUUUUACAUCACCUAUUCGUCGUUAUGCAGAUAUUGUCGUUCAUCGUUUAUUACAGGCAUGUAUCGAUUCAGACCUUGUUUAUGGACAAGAAUUAAUUGAUACUACAAAGAUGAAAGAACUUUGUGAUAACCUUAAUUUCCGUAAUCGAAUGGCGCAACAAGCAAGUCGUAGUUCAGUGGAAUUAUUUACAAGUCUUUAUUUUAGAAACAAAGUUGAAGUUGAAGAAGCACGUAUCCUUCGUAUUCUCAAGAAUGGUAUUCUUGUACUGGUUCCCAAAUAUGGUUUGGAAUCCAUUGUCUAUGUGACAGACAAUAAUAAUAAAUCAUCACCCUUUGUAUAUGAUGAAGAAGCUAAAAGUCUUGUCGCUGGUGAUAUUAUGUUGAAAACAUUUGACACAGUGAAGAUAGAGAUUACUGUAGAGGGAGAUAUUGAUGGUAUGAGACAAAAGAUGAAUAUGAAAUUGGUUGAGCCUUAUGUGGAGGGCAUCAGUGUCAAGUCUACCCCUACUACGACCAACAAGAGAACAAUAAUUAUAGAUGACCAUGUAAUUAAUGAACAAGUAACAAAGAAAUCAAAAACAACAUAAGCUUUUAUUAUUAUCGAAAAUAAACUUUUUUUUUUGUUUGUUUGUUUAUAAGUUUUGUUUUUCUUUUGCAUAACCUCUUGCAAUGCCUGA